Messenger RNA from Xenopus tropicalis (tropical clawed frog), 2530 nucleotides. RefSeq names its product carbohydrate (keratan sulfate Gal-6) sulfotransferase 1 (gene chst1). The record is from RefSeq and is a predicted model, not a curated record. Lineage: Eukaryota; Metazoa; Chordata; Amphibia; Anura; Pipidae. The coding region runs from base 559 to 1815 and encodes 418 amino acids. Gene Ontology annotation, biological process: carbohydrate metabolic process. Gene Ontology annotation, cellular component: Golgi membrane. Gene Ontology annotation, molecular function: sulfotransferase activity; keratan sulfotransferase activity. The transcript is spliced from 3 exons.
CCUGCUCUGCUGCUUUAUUUCCUCAGCUUUCCAGCUCUGGAGCUACAAUAUGUGAGAGCCCGGGAAGGACAGACACACACGUUCCCAAGAAGACUGCAGUGUGGGAGAGCUGUGCUGCCUGCCUUCCAAUUGUGUGAACCCCCACCCCUCAAGGCACCCCCCCAUUUCAAGGCACUCUUGUUAUUUCCCCCAGGAGAACUGAGAAGCUGACUGUAUUACUUGGCUGAGACAUGGAACCCCCCACCAAGUGACAUAAGGAUUUGAUGGGGAGAUGUCAGAGAGGGGAGGCUAGAUCUGGGGGGGUGUCUAUCUCAACAUGUUCAGAAGAAGCAUCACUCCCUGCUGCACCCACUCGAGGGAUCCGCUGCUCCCGUCCCUCUGCACCAACAAGCAACUGAAGAGUGAGACAGUGGAAGAUGCCCACUCAAGGAUUCGGACAAAGGGCCCAAAGUGAAAAUCUGAGCUGCUAUUAGAGCUUAGGAGGCGGCGUAACAUUACUGCAUCUUAUGGUACAGAGUCAACAGCAGAAAAGAGAAGGCUCAAUGAUUUUUUCCAGCCAUGCAAUGUUCUUGGAAGGCUAUCAUUUUACUAGCCCUGGCUUCCAUCGCUAUUCAGUACACAGCAAUCCGUACUUUCACCACCAAAACCUUCACCGUGUGUCCAGUUCCUAAUCCGGCUAACUGCAGCCUUGGCUUAGACCCCACAGACUCACCAGACAGACUGUGUGAGGACAAUCAAGUCCAAAAUCUCUCCAGGAAGGUACAUAUUCUUAUUUUGGCGACGACCCGCAGCGGAUCUUCCUUUGUAGGCCAACUCUUCAAUCAGCAUGCUGAUUUCUUCUAUUUGUUUGAACCUCUUUACCAUGUCCAGUAUACACUGAUCCCAAAAACGCCUCAGAAUAAGAACACUCCUGAUCGUCGAGUUAUGUUGGGGGCCAGUAGGGAUCUUUUGAGGAGCCUUUAUGAUUGCGACCUGUUCUUUUUGGAAAACUAUAUUAAGCCGCAGCCCGUAAAUCACACCACCGAUAAACUGUUCAGGAGGGGAGCAAGCAAAGCUCUUUGUUCCUAUCCAGUCUGUGAUGGAUUAGGGCCUACAGAUAUCUAUUUAGAAGAAGGUGACUGUGCUAAGAAAUGUGUCAGCUUGAACUUGACACUGGCCACGGAAGCUUGUAAGGAUCAUGGACAUGUGGCUAUCAAAACAGUCCGGAUACCUGAAAUCAAUGACUUACGAGCUUUGGUUGAAGAUCCCCGGCUAAAUUUGAAGGUAAUCCAGCUAGUAAGGGACCCGCGAGGCAUAUUAGCUUCUCGUACUGAAACUUUCCGGGACACCUACAGACUGUGGAGGAUCUGGAGGGCCACCGGUCGCCGACCGUACAACUUGGAAACUGGUCAACUGACCAUGAUUUGUGAGGACUUUUUCAAUUCUGUCUCCACCGGCUUUAGCCGACCCUCGUGGCUGAAGGGACGAUACAUGCUACUAAGGUAUGAGGAUCUGGCCCGUAAUCCCAUGAAAAAGAUGGAAGAGAUCUACAACUUUGUAGGCAUCCCACGAGAUGCGAACGUGGAUCGAUGGAUCCAGAACAACACGCGCGGCGAUCAGUCCUCGGCCAAACACAAGUACGGAACUGUUAGAGAUUCUGCGGCUACAGCAGAGAGCUGGAGACUAACCUUGUCCUACGACAUUGUCGAAUUCGCCCAGAAUGCCUGCGGGGAAUUACUAACGCAACUAGGGUACAAGACUGUUGGCUCACCUCAGGAACUGAGAGACCUGUCCUUCAGCCUGAUAGAGGACAGAGCUUUUACGCCUUUUUGGUAACGUGUCAGUGUUUUAUCUCCUUUCUCCGUACAUGUUAAUGGCGUUGGAAAGCAGGAAGAAGCUCGGGAGGGAAUAAUCCAUAUAUUUUCAUAGGUGUCACCUACACUUUUCCCUCUCUGGGAAACAAGUUGCACUAAACAGAGGGUUACGUAAUAAAGCACAUUUAAUAGGAAAGAGAAGAAGGGACUGAGCCUCUGAUCUUGAAACUUGAAGCCGUUGCCAGUACCUCUAGCACCGAAUGAAUGCGCCGCAUGAUGCUAGAGGAACCACAGACUCUUCUACUAUCUCCAGAUAACAGACGUGGAAAGGGUGACUAUCAGUAGCAGCAUUGUACGUUGUCUUCGCAGCGACAGCAGGUUAAGCAGAAGGACGAUUUUAAUGGGCAGACGAUGUUCUCUAACAAGUGGUGGAAACGCCGGCACAUCAUGGAGCAGGUUGCCUGGUCCCCACAGUCGCUCGUUUCCGCGGCACAACGCCAGCCGGAGACCCCCCCGUGGGGCUGCAGAGGGUGUUAAAUGUUUACAGAAACCAAAACACAAAGACAAAGAGAAAAAAAAAAUGUCGUUCUUUGGCAUAUUAACGUUAUUAGAUGUCUGGUCUCCCAGUCGGGCGCUGGGCGUGGGAAUUUGCACAAGUUUUUUCAGAUCAUGUUGUAUUAUUUAUAAAUGUUUAUAAACAGGGAUGCAUUGAAGAGUAACACGUGCUGCUUAUUGUC